Messenger RNA from Sciurus carolinensis (gray squirrel), 4032 nucleotides. It is a transcript of the gene Afap1l2, whose product is annotated as actin filament associated protein 1 like 2. The record is from RefSeq and is a predicted model, not a curated record. Gene Ontology annotation, cellular component: cytosol. The transcript is spliced from 20 exons. Gene Ontology annotation, biological process: positive regulation of epidermal growth factor receptor signaling pathway; inflammatory response; regulation of interleukin-6 production. Lineage: Eukaryota; Metazoa; Chordata; Mammalia; Rodentia; Sciuridae. Gene Ontology annotation, molecular function: SH2 domain binding; SH3 domain binding. Bases 487 to 2859 code for a protein of 790 amino acids.
CCAUCCCUUCUGCCUAGUGCUGCGAGGGGAAGGAGGGCUAGGGCUCAUCCCGCCGGGAUUCAGGGGAGCAAAGUCGACCGCCCCCGCCCAGGGGACCUGGGCCGAAGAGGGGGCGACAGAGGUAGGCUCGUGGCAAGCCGCGGCCCGGGCCCUUUGGCCAUCGCGGGAGCUGAAGGCGGCAGUCGGCAUUGGGGUGGUGGCUCGGCUUCCCACCUGUAGGAGAGAGGGUGCGCCCCGCGUUCCCCACUCCACCCCCAGUCGGCCGCCGGAAUAAAGAUGCCUAGAGUCGUGGGCAAGUAAGGUCGCAACCGUGCUGCGGUGCCGGGGCGAAGGGCCCUAGAGCAACUCCUGGCAGAGCUGGACCACUUCCUCAAGAUCUUGGACCAGGAGAACCUGAGCAGCACCGCCGUGGUGAAGAAGAGCGGCCUGGCCGAGCUCCUCCGGCUUUACACCAAGAGCAGCAAUUCUGAUGAGGAGUACAUUUACAUGAACAAAGUGACAGUCAACAGGCAACAGAAUGCCGAGUCUCAGGACAAAGCGCCUGAGGAGCAGGGCCCGCUGAGCAAUGGGGGGCCUGGCCAGCACACCUUGGCCCCUCAGAAGAGCCUUCCAGACCUUCCACCACCCAAGACGAUUCCAGAACGGAAACAGCCUGCUGUUCCAAAGAUCGAGUCCCCGGAGGGUUACUAUGAAGAAGCUGAGCCAUACGACACGUCCGUCAACGGCCAUUCUGGCAGAUUUCUCCCUGCUGGACUCCCCAGAUGGGUGCAGGUGCCUGAAGGAGUCAUUUACGCCACGAUCACCUUGGAGGACGGCGAGGCCGUGAGCAGCUCGUAUGAGUCCUACGAUGAAGAGGAGAGCAGGGGCAAGGCCGCCCUCUACCAGUGGCCCUCCCCGGAGGCCAGCAUCGAGCUGAUGCGAGACGCCCGCAUCUGUGCCUUCCUGUGGCGCAAGAAGUGGCUGGGCCAGUGGGCCAAGCAGCUCUGCGUGAUCAGGGACACCAGGCUCCUGUGCUACAAAUCCUCCAAGGACCACAGCCCCCAGCUAGACGUGAACUUGCUGGGCAGCAGCGUCAUUCACAAGGAGAAGCAAGUGCGGAAGAAGGAGCACAAGCUGAAGAUCAUGCCCAUGAACGCCGACGUGAUCGUGCUGGGCCUGCAGAGCAAGGACCAAGCAGAGCAGUGGCUCCGGGUCAUCCAGGAGGUGAGUGGCCUGCCUUCGGAAGGAGCCUCUGAGGGGAACCAGUACACCCCAGAUGCCCAGCGCCUGAGCUGUCAGCGGCCAGAUAUAGCUGAGAAGUACCUUUCUGCUGCGGAGUAUGGAAGCUCCACAGACAGCCACCCUGAGGUCCCUGAGACCAAAGACGUCAAGAAGAAAUGUUCUGCUGGCCUCAAACUGAGCAACCUAAUGAACCUGGGCAGGAAGAAAUCCACCUCACUGGAGCCCCCAGAAAGGUCCCUCGAGACAUCUAGUUACCUGAAUGUGCUGGUGAACAGCCAGUGGAAGUCACGCUGGUGCUCCGUCAGGGACAGCCACCUGUACUUCUACCAGGACCGGAACCGCAGCAAGGUGGCCCAGCAGCCCCUCAGCCUGGUGGGCUGUGAGGUGGUUCCAGACCCCAGCCCCGACCACCUCUACUCCUUCCGCAUCCUCCACGGCGGGGAGGAGCUGGCCAAGCUUGAGGCCAAGUCUUCCGAGGAGAUGGGCCACUGGCUAGGCCUCCUGCUCUCCGAGUCAGGCUCCAAGACAGACCCAGAAGAGUUCACCUACGACUACGUGGACGCCGAGAGAGUUUCCUGCAUUGUGAGCGCGGCCAAAACCUCUCUCCUACUGAUGCAGAGGAAGUUCUCUGAGCCCAACACUUACAUCGACGGGCUGCCCAGCCAGGACCGCCAGGAGGAGCUGUAUGAUGACGUGGAGAUGUCAGAGCUGACGGCAGCGGUGGACCCCGUGGAGGAAGCCACCCCUGCCGUAGAUGGCCCAUGUGAGAGUGAGCUUGACCGAGUGUACCUGGACCUCACGCCCGUCAAGUCCUUCCUGUACAGCCCCAACGGAGGACAGACCCAGGCCCCCUGCCCCACGUCGCCACUCCUCAAGGAUCCAGCCGAGGCCCUCCCUGCAGACCCAGGCCCGGCCCCAGAGGAGCCCUGUACAAAGUCUGCAGAGAACCCAGAGCAGCAGGUACAGAGGCAGCUAGAGAGCCGGGAGCCCGAGGAGCCUUCCCUGAGAAUCGCCACAGUCAAAUUCCAGCCUGAGCAGCAGAGAAUCUCCUUCCCACCAAACUGCCCCGAUACUGUGGCCAUCAGCCCGGCUAGCGCCAGCCCACCUGUAAAGGACAGGUUGCGGGUGACCAGUGCAGAAAUCAAACUCGGCAAGAACCGGACAGAGGCCGAGGUGAAGCGGUACACAGAGGAGAAGGAAAGACUUGAGAGGAAGAAGGAAGAGAUCCGGGGGCACCUGGCUCAGCUCCGGAAAGAGAAACGGGAGCUGAAGGAGGCCCUGUUAAAAUGUGCAGACAAGGGAGUCCUGGCCAACCUGGAGCAGAAGCUGAAGGAGAUUGACGAGGAGUGCCGGAUAGAGGAGAGCAGGCGCGUGGACCUUGAGCUCAACAUCAUGGAGGUGAAGGACAACCUGAAGAAGGCUGAGGCCGGGCCCGUGACCCUGGGCACCACCGUAGACACCACCCACCUGGACAGCAUGAGCCCUCGCCCCAAAGCUGCCUCCUCCACCUCUACCCCAGACUGUACCCCAGUCAACUCCGCGACCGCCCUCAAGAACAGGCCGCUUUCUGUCAUGGUCACAGGCAAGGGCACCGUCCUCCAGAAAGCCAAGGAAUGGGAGAAGAAAGGAGCAAGUUAGGAAAUGAACAUCAUCUAAAGACUCUUGUGUCAAUGGGGACCGUGGUGACAAUCCUGCUUUGGUAAAGUCUUCAUUGAAAGAGCGACUCUGAGAAAGGGUGAGUCUGUGUAGAAGAAAAAGCCAGGACUAAGGUACUGUGAAUGGAAAGCUUGGCUAAGAGCUGGCUCUGUCCCUUUUUGAGCCCAAGGAAACAAAACCCCCAAAAAAGGCUUCUUUAGAGACCAGAGUCUAUUGGCUGUAAACAAGACAUUGUAUUUAGGGAUGUUCUGUUUCCUGUUUGAGGUUUUUAUCAAGUGUUUCUAGUGAAAAGCUUCUGAUGAUUCAACCUUGGUAGAAGUGAAAUUGAGGUAUCAGAACCCUGUCCCACUGGCGUUUGGUGACUAAGAAGACCUAAACUCCUGAUGGCCAGCUCCUGUCCAAUGCCAGCAGAGUCGGGGGUUAAACCGCCCUUGCCUUCAAGUUUGUUCUCCAGUGUGAUUAGUGGGCCCAGCUCAGUCUCUAGUGAUUUUAAACAGCAUCAAUACCACCUUCAACACGAAUUUUAAAGAAACAGUAGCUGAGAGAAAUAUUUGGGACCCAGCUGAGGCACUGAUCCUACUAAGGAUCUUCAUUCCAGUCCAAGGCAGCCCUGAAUCAACUGCCUUUAAAUAAAAUUGUGAUACUGUAUUGUAUAGAAAUGUUUAAAAUCCCGUCAUUUAGAACAGUGAAAAAUGUCUUUUGAGAUCUAAUUUUUACAUGACUAUAGAAAAAAAAGAUCACCCUGUGUUUACAGAUUCAGUCCUAUAGUCAGGCCAUUUUAAACAGGAGAAUUAUUUAAUAUAAUGCUCUCUUUGUUCCUGUGUUGAAGUUCUGUUUUAAUUUCUAGUUCCCUUGUAAGAAAAAAAAAAAAGUGAUGAAUUUUGGUUAGUAUAGUGUCCUCUUCUCUUAAAUUGGCACUGCUCUUCCUUGUGCUGUGAUGUCAUUGUUAACACAGGUUGAAACAUUUCAUCUGUCGCCCUGCCUCGGUUCUCUAACAAUGGUUCCUGAGAGCUAAAGGUCUUUUAAAAAAAAAUGUAUUGUCUUUCUAAUUCCAGGGCAUUUAUUUCCCAUGUCAUAAGCACUUGGUGACCUUUACCAAGUGGUGAGUUAGUUUUGUUUUGUUUUGUUUUGUUUUUUAAUAAAAUGGUCAUUGUA